UCAUAUUUUGAAUUAACUACCAAAAAGCAUUCAAUGAUGAAAUUUUCAGAUUCUUCUGAAAGAUCUUUCAAAAUAUCUAUUUUGACAUAGUUCAAAUAAAUUUUUAUGUUUAUUAUCUCAUUGGGUCACUACAUCGAAUACUUGACGUAUGCUCUAUCUGAUUAAGCAUAUGAAGAAAUAACAAGGGGACAGCAAAAGAAGAAUAUGGGAGCAAUUUACAGUCGUUCUUAUUCAGGAGGUCGGAAGCGAAAACAUGAUGAAAUUGACCCGGAAUCCGGUGAUGAAGUUGAUUCCAAUACAAAAAAACACCUCAACACACCCGUUAAAAAAAAAUUGAUGACAACGCCAAGGUACAUAUACAAGACGUUUUUUCAAGAGGAACGUGACUCGGAUGUAUCAGUGAUGGCAUUAAGCAAAGUGUGGCAUCUUCAUAAAAUUUAUUUAUGUCAAAGUCCAUAUUUUGCAAGCAUGUUUAGUGGAUCUUGGCGUGAGCGUGAACAAAACUUCAUUGGUAUUGAAAUUGUAGAUCCAAAAAUAACUCAUGAAGCUUUGAAUACAGUUUUUGGCUCAUUGUACCUGGAUGAGGUUAUUCUGGAUCCAAAUACGGUUGUGUCAGUGUUGGCAGCAGCUGCAUUAUUACAAUUGGACGGGUUAAUUGAAAAAUGCUGUGAAGUUAUGAAUGCCACUAUAAAUGCAAAGACAGCUAUUAAAUAUUAUGAAGUUGCAUGCCAAUAUGCAGCCUUGGAUGUGAAGAAAAAUGCUUUGAAAUGGUUGGAAAUAAACUUGUUAAGUUUCUACUCGAAACACGGAAAAUGGUUGGAAGAGCUAAAUGCUGAUUUGCUAACUGAUUUAAUUGAUUCACCCGAUUUAGUCGUAAUGCAGACAGAAUUCGCAUUGUAUGCACUAUUAAAAGUGUGGAUGUAUCUGAAAAUUAGUGCAACUAAGGAUGAGUUCAGUGAACGUACAAAAGUUAUAAAUGCUAGCGCUAGCGAACUCAUCAGCCUAGCGUCAAAUCAUUUUUCCAGUUUAAAAUCAAAAACGCCGUUUCUUUAUACGCGAACUGGCCAAAAAUUUCAAAAACCAUUCCUGAAAUUACGAAUGCAACAUUUAAUUAAUCAUCCCGUCGAUAUUAAACUCAUUCUCGAAGAGAACAUCAUUCCGAAAGACUGGCUGUACUCACCAUUUAUGGUCCAAUGGAAUUCACUCAUUAAAAUUGACAAUGGCCUUGAUCAGGGUCCGAUAGAUUGUGAUGAGAACACGUUUUUUCAAACGUGUCUGAGGUGUGGAAGGAUACUAGAUAAUGACGCAUAUCAAAAAUGGCGCUGGACAGGUUUCAAUUUUGGUGUUGAUUUAGUGUUGGUUGCAGAUACUAGAACAUUAAGCAUAAAACGUCAUCAUCGCAACGAUAAUGAACGAUUAUUAAGUUUACAAUCAAAGAGACAUUUUAUGUUACGUAUUACCUUAUUUUCAUUGAAUGAACAACGUCAAGUUAAGCAUUCACAAACGACAGGAAUAAAAACAAUUAGUUUAGAUCGAAAUGAAGAGAAUCGUCUAAUAUACUUGGACUCUGAGCUUGUUUAUCCUUUGUUAGUAUCGUUGAAUCUUCUAGUCACAACCCCUUAUAAAUGUCCGGUACCACCGAGCGAAGAAAUGGCUUCAAUACCUUCAACAUCUGGACAGUCGUCACAAAUUACCAAUGAAUCCGAUAUUUCAACCAUUGGUGCCAUCAAAUCGAGCAACAGCAGUGAAGAUAUCAAUUCAAAUUAAACUUUGUGAUGAUUGAUUUAAUUUUUUGGUUUUGUCUUUUAUGUAACUUACUAAAAAUAUUUGCUGUGAAACAAGAAAAAAUAGUUUGCUUCGAAAGGAAGAAUGGAAAAUAUAUUACAAAUUAAAAUAGGAAAUGGACAAGUUUCGUGGAAAUGAUUGGAUUUUAUUAACAUUUAUAAUCCUAUUUUAUAAAUUCUAUGUAUUAAUAUGUAAAUUUGUAUUUGUAAUUGUUUUUGAAGCUAUCAUUUCAUUCUCCAGAGUAACAAUAUUACUAAAUAUCAACACCUCCUUGUGUAGAAAGAAUAGUUUUAAUUUUCUGUAGUAGUUCACGUUUUACAGCGUCUGGAACGAGAGCACGGGCUUUUGGUGUAACCUGCUUAACAAUUUUCUCUGCAUUCACGUUUCCUCCAUCUUCUUUGAUAACAUCACGGCAUAGAAGUCGAACUUCAUCAUUCCACCCACAUUCAGUCAAUCGCAAACGGAGUAGAUCCUUCAGCCUAAAAAAUUAUUGACGUAUUACUGCUUAAGACGAAAUAAAAAUACAUUGACAACUACAA
This is a messenger RNA of Contarinia nasturtii (swede midge), 2324 nucleotides long. Its product is annotated as protein germ cell-less. Bases 205 to 1767 code for a protein of 520 amino acids. NCBI's taxonomy places the organism in Eukaryota, Metazoa, Arthropoda, Insecta, Diptera, Cecidomyiidae. Gene Ontology annotation, biological process: germ cell development. The transcript has 8 exons. The record is from RefSeq and is a predicted model, not a curated record. Gene Ontology annotation, molecular function: protein binding.